GCAUCAUCGCUUCACCGAUUCUGCUUCAGUGUAUUUUAUCGAGAGAAAACACACUGAAAUUGUGAUGGUAUAAGAGCUUAAAGACUUCACCAACUCAGCAGUUCUGAUUACACCGCGAUAGAAGUCAGAUCUGCUCAGUAAAAAAUGUCUCCACUCAAAUUAUACCACUACAGCCUAAGUCCACCAUCUCAAUUAGCCCUUAUGACCAUCAGACACCUGAAGUUGGAGGUGGAAAUUAUCACAGUGGAUUUGCUGAAGCAAGAUCAAUUAUCACCAGAGUUUAUAAAAGUCAAUCCGCAACACACAGUGCCAACGAUUGAUGACAAUGGAUUUAUUCUGUGGGAAUCUCGCGCCAUCGCCACGUAUUUGGUCUCUUCCAAAGCUCCAGGAAGUUCUCUUUACCCAACAGACGUGAAGAAGAGAGCCGUUGUGGACGCUCGACUACACUUGGAUCAUGAAUUAUACAUUGCUCUACGAGAAGUUGUGUUCCCCAUUUACGCCUUGGGAAGCACGGAAAUUCCCCAGGAUAAGAAAGAUAAAGUGUACAAAAUUCUAGGGAAUCUCAAUACUUUCCUUGAAGGACAAAAGUACGCGGCUGGGAGUGAAUUAACAAUCGCUGAUUUAGCUCUUCUUGCCACAAUUACAUCUCUUCAAGAAAUCGGUGCGAAUAUCUGCAAAUUCAGUAACGUUUCUGCCUGGCUGAAAAGCCUGGAUUCAAUUCCCGGUGCCCAAGAGAAUCUGGAAGGCGCCCAAUUGUUUGGAAACUUCAUCAAAUCUAAGAUUAAUCAAACAGACACCUGGGAGUCUUCACACUAUUGUUGUGCGGUUCAGAGCGUGAAAAUGGCCACAUUAAAGUAUUAUUACUACCCAGAAGGCGCUCCAAAUCGUGCUGCCCUUCUAACAAUUCGCAAUCUGAAUCUGGACGCUGAAGUCAUUUUCGUUGAUUUACGCAAAAAGGAGCAUUUGACAGAGAAAUUUGUGAAAAUGAAUCCUCAGCGAUGCAUGCCAUUGCUGGACGAUAAUGGGUUUCUGUUGUGUGAGUCUCGCGCAAUCUCUCAAUACUUGGUGACCACCAGAGCUCCGGGGAGUUCACUGUAUCCGACGGAUCCCAAGAAGAGAGCACUUGUGGAUGCUAGACUGUAUCUGGACACAACUCUUCAUGCGGUUUCACGAUCGUUCUUCUUUCCGAUCCAUUCGAUGGGAGAGACGAAGAUUCCUGAAUUGCCGAAACAGAGACUCUAUCAAUUGCUUGGCUAUCUCAAUGAUAUGAUGGAAGAUAAGCUCUUUGUCGCAGGAGAUGAACUCACAAUCGCGGAUUUUUCGAUUUUGGCAUCUUUCUCCACAUAUUACCAUUGUGGAGCCAAUGUGAAGAAUCUGAAGAACCUCAUUGCUUGGUAUAAGAGAUGCGAGAGCUUGCCUGGAUUCCAAGAGAAUGAAGAUGCGGCCAAGGAUUUCGGGGACAUGUUUAAAUCCAAGCUCAACAUUAAGGAGUCUUGGGAAGAGUUGGAAAAGUGA
Molecule: messenger RNA, 1515 nt
Organism: Phlebotomus argentipes
Lineage: Eukaryota; Metazoa; Arthropoda; Insecta; Diptera; Psychodidae
Exons: 6
Coding region: 145-1515 (456 amino acids)
Biological process (GO): glutathione metabolic process
Molecular function (GO): glutathione transferase activity
Source: RefSeq, a predicted model, not a curated record